Messenger RNA from Centruroides sculpturatus (bark scorpion), 453 nucleotides. RefSeq names its product acyl-CoA-binding protein-like. Gene Ontology annotation, biological process: fatty acid metabolic process. The transcript is spliced from 4 exons. The coding region runs from base 144 to 413 and encodes 89 amino acids. Gene Ontology annotation, molecular function: fatty-acyl-CoA binding. NCBI's taxonomy places the organism in Eukaryota, Metazoa, Arthropoda, Arachnida, Scorpiones, Buthidae. The record is from RefSeq and is a predicted model, not a curated record.
UAAAAGAAAUGGCUAUUGGUUGGACGUUUAGUUUCCUCAUCCUUGGACUUCGAGUUCGGUAAAGUUGGGCAUUUGUUUUAUUGAUCUCGUUGGUGUCGUCUGCUGUAUUUUGUUCUCUGAUUUGCUAUUUUUCUCCGCCGAAGAUGUCUCUGGAUGAGAAGUUCAACAAAGCUGUAGAAGAUUCAAAAAAUUUGAAGUCAAAGCCAAUAGAUCAAGAAUUACUUGAUAUCUAUGCCUUGUUCAAACAAGCUACUGUUGGAGAUUGUAACACAAGUCGACCUGGUAUGCUUGACUUCAAAGGCAAAGCAAAAUGGGAUGCCUGGAAUGGUCGAAAAGGCAUGCCAACAGAUGAAGCCAAAGAAGCGUACAUUAAUAGGGUCAAUAUUUUAAUCGAAACUUAUGGAUUAAAAUGAAGUUUUCAAAUGUGUAACAAUAAAUUAUAUGUAAUCUUAA